Paecilomyces variotii is the source of this 2949-nucleotide messenger RNA. Its product is annotated as putative cell morphogenesis protein Sog2. Gene Ontology annotation, molecular function: protein binding. Lineage: Eukaryota; Fungi; Ascomycota; Eurotiomycetes; Eurotiales; Thermoascaceae. The transcript is spliced from 4 exons. The coding region runs from base 1 to 2949 and encodes 982 amino acids. The record is from RefSeq and is a predicted model, not a curated record.
AUGAGGGUCCCUCGAGGGUAUCGUGAAGACACAGAUGAAGAAGACAAGCCUAGGGGCGCUCCGGAGCCAAGCUAUCCGUUACAGGCGUCGAACAGCAACAGAUCGUCCAGCCACGAGGAUGACAGCUCGCAAACCAGUGUUACCAAUGGCGAAAAUGGCAGUAAUAAUAGCAACCGCAAGCCCAUUGGGCCCAGGCAACUUACACAAGAAGAGACUAUUGAACUCACCCGUCGCGCGGUCGAGAACGGCUUGCUGGAAACAAAACGGUCGCUGGCUGGAAGUGAGCCGGUCAGUGAUGUGGUGCGGCCAAAACUGACAAUCGACUUGGGUCAUUCCAACAUCGUCCGGAUUCCAGAGGCAGUGGUCGACAUCAUUAAGGAUGAAGUGGAGAGGCUUUCCCUCUCGAACAAUCAAAUAUUUCAUAUCCCCUACCGCUUUGCCGAAUGCUCCCAUCUGCGCUACCUGAAUAUCAGAGCAAACAAUUUCCGUGAAUUUCCAAAAGGGGUGUACAAAUUGCCACUACUGGAGAUUUUGGAUCUAAGUCGCAACAAGAUCAGCAAAAUUCCCGAAGAGAUCCGGAAACUUAAAUCACUGCGGGUAUUUUCAAUUAUGCAAAAUAGGCUGGAUGACCUUCCGGUUGGACUGUCGGAGAUGAACAAGCUGCAGAUUCUGAAGGUCUCCGGGAACUCUCUGAAAUAUCCUCUACGUCGGGUACUUGAACUCAAGGAGGCGGAAGUAGCCACCUCAUCCAUGACGGAUAAUGAAAAGGAAGUAGCCGUCACUGCGGAGCUCAAGAGAUAUCUGAAAAGCAGGCAACCAAUUCCAGCCCCAGAUCCUGAAAGUGGUAGCGAGGCAAGUGAAACUAUGAUCGAUACACCAAAGCCUGUCAAACGAGGAGCGAGCAGCCGGUUUCCAGUCAUACCUAGCACUGGUGAUGGUUCCGGGGAUCCACGAUCCCCGUCGCUGUCAAGACCUCCGCCAAUCCCUCUGAGAUCCCACUACCGAAUCGCCUCUGGCCAGAGUACCAUCUUUUCGAGCAGCGGCGUUCAGCGACCUGGCGCCAGCCCUCUUAUUGGAGUGAACGAGCGUAACCGAAGUAACAGUGAAGGUAUCAUUCAGUCUUCUAUUACCGCUCGCAAUAGGCGGUUAGGCAUGCUUAACAGAAAGAACCCAGAUCUGGUUACUCUGGACGAGAUGCGCCCGUAUCGUAACAGUCAUCUGCGCGGUCUCAGUUAUGGCUCGAUCUUGAGGACUCGCCCAUCGAAUUUGUCGAGUGGCGGCAGCAACUCCUCCAGUCCAAGCAGUCCGCGCGAAAGAAAGCGAAUGAGAGAAGGCUUUGUCCGUCGAAUGUCCAGUUUGCCGGAGCAGAAGAAUGAGGAAGGGCCUACAGAGCCGAUCAUCGAGGGCGCUAAGGGGAUCCUAUAUGCUCUCUUCCAGAUGCAACCUCACAUUUCUGCUUUGAUAAAUGUCAUCAAAGGCGAUGGGUCGCGCCGCAAUAGUCUUGAGAUCGUCUUCUACAAUGCUUCCACCCACGUGGAUCAGCUCAACGAAGCCCUGGAGAAUGCUGAGAACAUCGAUUCUGAAGAUCCAGAGUUUAUCAGGAUGGCGCUUGACUCUGUCAAGCGUGAAUGCGAAACUUGUACGAUGGCCUAUACUCAUGUCAGCACUCAGUUGCGGAACAAUAUAAGCAGAAUCGUUGCUCAUGGCGAUUCACGCUAUGUGCGCUCCCUAAUGCUCACGAUCUAUGGCAGUCUGGUUGAGUUCCGGAACGCCGCCAUCAACCUUGGUGUCCUUCAAACACAGAAGCAAAUCCGCACUAUGGGUGAUAAACGGCCAACACAGGAGGCUGCACAGGAAGGACUCACGUCCGAGCAUUUUAUUGGCCCGACGGUCACUCCCACGCGGGAUCGACCUCAGCCUGUUCGGCGGCUUCGAAGUGAUACCACGAUCCAGCAUUCCCCCGCUCCCUCUGGAGGAUCGUUCCCGCCUACUCCGAGCUAUCAGGGCCCCGCUACCUCUCCAGGCUUUCCUCCCAAUUCUGCUAUACUGAGCUACGGCGGGCGUAGUCGAUCCGGAAGUAGAUCGAACACUUUGGUAAAUACUUCGGUUCCUUUGUCCUUGGCCACACCGCGUUCCGCAGAAUCCUUCGGAUCGCUUUCCACAUCGACUGUCGGCCGGAUCAACCCGGUAACGGGAUUAGACGAAAUGGAGGAAGAGAGGAUAUUCGAGAAAAUUUUCUAUCAACUGACAUCCGCCUAUACUGCAGCUCUUCAGGCGCUUCCUCUUGCUCGUCGUCAGUUCAGCCGAUGUCUGGAAAUUGCGGAGCAAUCACGAGAGUCCGAAGAUCUUCGGUUGAUCUGGACUAACUUGAUACGCCGCUGCCGGGCUUGCUUGGAAGUCUCUGAAGCCCUCGGCCUGCGCCUGUCGAAUAUGAAGGUGAAGGAACCCGGUGGUGGCAUGCGCAAUCAACGCGAGUUCUGGCAAUUAUGCAAGGCGUUCAUGCAGUCAUUCGUCGACCUCGUGACUGAUAUGCGGGACCUGAGAAGCAUGCAACUCUUGCCACCUGAUAUCAUCAUCACUCUACGCCCCGUUCAAAAGGCAAGCAGGGAAGCUGGAAGACUCAUUGAGGCUUCCCCGUGGUCUUUCCUUGCCGAUAUGAAUUCGACGAACCCCCCUGCAAUAUACGGUCCACCUCUUCAGACGCAGCAGGCGCAGCAUCAGCAAUCAGCAUCUGCGUCACAAGUACAUCUAAAUUCUGGUCUGUCGCCUCAGUCCGUCCCUCUACCAGCCACGCCAUUGAGUGCUGCCCUCGGUCCUGCUGCGCAGGCAACCGUGCCAUCUACUCCAGCAGGCACAUACAGUGACAGAGUUUUCGUAGGCGACGUGUUUCAGAGAGCGGAUACCUUACUUUCGAUGCCAAUCCAAGCGCCCUUUUUCAGUCGGCGAUGA